This is a messenger RNA of Balaenoptera ricei (Rice's whale), 4834 nucleotides long. RefSeq names its product thyrotropin releasing hormone degrading enzyme (gene TRHDE). Lineage: Eukaryota; Metazoa; Chordata; Mammalia; Artiodactyla; Balaenopteridae. The transcript is spliced from 19 exons. Gene Ontology annotation, cellular component: cytoplasm. Gene Ontology annotation, molecular function: zinc ion binding; peptide binding; metalloaminopeptidase activity. The coding region runs from base 1 to 3201 and encodes 1066 amino acids. The record is from RefSeq and is a predicted model, not a curated record. Gene Ontology annotation, biological process: peptide catabolic process; proteolysis.
AUGGCCCUGGACGGCGAGCGGGGGGAACAAGAGGAGGAGAAGAAAAAGAAGAAGAAAAAGAAGAGGAAGAAGAAGAAGGAGGAGGAGGCGGGGGCUAAGAAGAGCAGCUCACCCUUCGCGGCCACGAUGGGGGAGAACGACGCCGCGCUGCGGGCCGGCGGCAGGGGCCUUUCGGACCCGUGGGCGGACUCCAUGGGGGUGCGACCCCGCACCACCGAGCGCCACAUCACUGUGCACAGGCGGCUAGUGUUGGCCUUCGCCGUGUCCAUCGUGGCGCUGCUCGCGGUCACCAUGCUCGCGGUGCUGCUCAGCUUGCGCUUCGACGAGUGUGGGGCGAGCUUACCGCCCGGCGCCGACGGCGGCCCCGCCGGCUUCCCGGCGCGCGGCGGCAACGAAAGCCUUCCGGGUUCGGCCCGGCGCAACCACCAUGCUGGCGGAGACUCCUCGCAGCCCGGGGCAGGCGGGGAGGCCAACCCUGAGACCCCGUCCGCCCGGCCGCCGUCGGAGGAGGCGCGGGAGCCGUGGCAGCCGUGGACUCAGCUGCGCCUGUCGGGCCACCUCAAGCCGCUGCACUACAAUCUGAUGCUCACCGCCUUCAUGGAGAACUUCACCUUUUCCGGGGAGGUCAACGUGGAGAUCGCGUGCCGGAACGCCACUCGCUACGUCGUGCUGCACGCCUCCCGUGUGGCGGUCGAGAAGGUGCAGGUGGCCGAGGACCGGGUAGCCGGGGCGGUCCCGGUGGCCGGCUUUUUCCUCUACCCGCCAACCCAGGUCUUGGUGGUGGUGCUGAAUAGGACCCUGGACGCGCAGAGGAAUUACAAUCUGAAGAUCAUCUACAACGCCUUGAUCGAGAACGAGCUCCUGGGCUUCUUCCGCAGCUCCUACGUGCUCCACGGGGAGAGAAGGUUCCUUGGUGUUACUCAGUUUUCGCCUACACAUGCCAGAAAGGCAUUUCCUUGUUUUGAUGAGCCAAUCUACAAGGCUACUUUCAAAAUCAGCAUCAAGCAUCAAGCAACCUAUUUAUCUUUAUCCAAUAUGCCGGUGGAAACUUCUGUGUUUGAGGAAGAUGGAUGGGUUACGGAUCACUUUUCACAGACCCCUCUCAUGUCCACGUAUUAUUUAGCCUGGGCAAUUUGCAACUUCACAUACAGAGAAACUACCACCAAGACUGGAGUUGUAGUACGCUUAUAUGCAAGACCUGAUGCUAUCAGAAGAGGAUCCGGGGACUAUGCUCUCCAUAUAACAAAGAGAUUAAUAGAAUUUUAUGAAGACUACUUUAAAGUGCCCUAUUCCUUGCCAAAACUAGAUCUUUUAGCUGUGCCUAAGCACCCGUAUGCUGCUAUGGAGAACUGGGGACUAAGUAUUUUUGUGGAACAAAGAAUACUGCUGGAUCCCAGUGUUUCAUCUAUUUCUUAUUUGCUGGAUGUCACCAUGGUCAUUGUUCAUGAGAUAUGUCACCAGUGGUUUGGUGACCUCGUGACUCCUGUGUGGUGGGAAGACGUGUGGCUGAAGGAGGGAUUUGCUCACUACUUUGAGUUUGUUGGUACAGACUACCUCUACCCCGGCUGGAACAUGGAAAAACAGAGGUUUCUGACAGAUGUUCUACAUGAAGUGAUGCUGCUUGACGGCUUGGCCAGUUCCCAUCCAGUAUCACAGGAAGUGCUACGGGCAACAGAUAUUGACAGGGUGUUUGACUGGAUCGCGUAUAAAAAGGGUGCUGCUUUAAUUAGAAUGCUGGCUAAUUAUAUGGGCCAUUCAGUAUUUCAGAGGGGUUUGCAAGAUUACUUAACUAUUCAUAAGUAUGGCAAUGCAGCCAGAAACGAUCUCUGGAAUACACUAUCAGAGGCUUUAAAAAGGACUGGAAAGUAUGUAAAUAUACAAGAAGUAAUGGAUCAGUGGACACUCCAGAUGGGUUAUCCUGUUAUCACCAUCUUGGGAAAUGCAACAGCAGAAAAUAGAAUAAUAAUUACCCAGCAACAUUUUAUUUAUGACAUCAGUGCUAAAACUAAAGCACAUGAACCUCAAAAUAACAGUUACCUGUGGCAGAUCCCAUUAACUAUUGUGGUAGGAAAUAGAAACCAUGUGUCUUCAGAAGCAAUUAUUUGGGUGUCUAACAAAUCAGAACACCACAGAAUAACUUCUUUGGACAAAGGAAGCUGGUUACUGGGGAACAUCAAUCAAACUGGCUAUUUUAGAGUCAACUAUGAUUUAAGGAAUUGGAGAUUAUUAAUUGAUCAAUUAAUCAGGAACCAUGAGGUUCUCUCUGUCAGUAACCGAGCAGGUUUGAUCGACGAUGCCUUCAGCCUAGCCAGAGCUGGCUAUUUGCCUCAGAAUAUUCCCCUGGAGAUUAUCAGAUACCUGUCUGAGGAGAAGGAUUUUCUUCCUUGGCACGCCGCCAGCCGAGCUCUUUAUCCUCUAGAUAAAUUACUGGACCGCAUGGAGAAGUACAAUGUCUUCAAUGAAUAUAUUUUAAAGCAAGUUGCAACAACGUACAUCAAGCUUGGUUGGCCAAAAAGCAAUUUUAAUGGAUCUCUUGUUCAAGCAGCCUACCAACAUGAAGAGCUACGUAGAGAAGUUAUAAUGCUAGCAUGUAGUUUUGGCAACAAGCACUGUCACCAACAGGCAUCAACGCUUAUUUCAGAUUGGAUUUCCAGCAACAGAAACAGAAUACCACUAAAUGUUAGAGACAUCGUCUACUGUACAGGAGUUUCACUACUAGAUGAGGAUGUCUGGGAAUUCAUAUGGAUGAAAUUCCACUCCACCACGGCCGUCUCUGAAAAGAAAAUAUUAUUGGAAGCCUUAACUUGCAGUGAUGACAGGAAUUUAUUAAAUAGGCUUCUAAAUCUAUCACUGAAUUCUGAGGUGGUGCUGGAUCAAGAUGCAAUUGAUGUGAUAAUCCAUGUAGCUCGAAAUCCACAUGGCCGAGACCUUGCCUGGAAAUUUUUUAGAGAUAAAUGGAAGAUAUUAAAUACCAGGUAUGGAGAAGCAUUGUUUUUGAAUUCCAAACUUAUCAGUGGAGUUACAGAAUUUCUUAAUACUGAAGGUGAACUGAAAGAGCUAAGGAACUUCAUGAAGAGCUAUGAUGGAGUAGCUGCUGCCUCUUUCUCAAGAGCCGUGGAAACUGUCGAAGCCAAUGUACGCUGGAAAAUGCUUUAUCAAGAUGAGUUUUUCCAAUGGUUAGGAAAAGCUCUGAGACACUAAUGUGUGUCUCUUAAAAACAAUUCGACUCAGAAUUUUGUGAGAAGACCUGCUUUAUGUGGAAUGAGGAAAAUGGCCAGAUUUUCAGUGUUAACGUGUGGGAGGAAAUUUUUUUUUUAAUUUUUGGUUUUGGGGGAUUUUUUUGUUUCAUUCAUUCUGUUUUGUUUCUCUACUGGGUGUUCUUCUCUAAAGAAACUCUUGCAAGUGAAACUAGCCAUGACUGCUUCAGCUAUACAUUCCUCACUGUACGGGACCAAAUAUGAUAGUGGUGCAUGUUGACAUUGCAGUCAGUAUGGAAAAAACAUAUUCAGAAUAUUUUGUGCAUGGCUGUAUGGUCCUGCCUGUGUUCUAGCAUGCUUAUUUAAAAUGUCCAAUGUUGUAUGUGAAUAUAUGUUACAUCGGGAUUGACAUUAUGCAAAAGCACAAAGAUUAUCUGUGACAAUCAGUGAUGCAAUGACAGAAAAACUAAAACAGGGAAUUAUAUUCUUAGUCCUGGGCAAUGUGAGAAGUGAAAUAGCCCUUUAAGUGAUUGGUGUCACUUAUUUCAGCACUUGGAUUGUCUUGCAAUGAUUAUUGUACUGCUAACUCAUUUUCUUUGAGUUAAAGCUGUGUAUACAUUAAAAAGCGCAUAUAGAUAGUGUAUGCAUAUGUAUAUGUACAUAGGGAGGCCCCAUAUGUAUAUAGUAUGUUGUACACUGCAUUUGUGCAAAGACUCUCUUCAGCUCAAAGAAAAUUUAUCUCUUUUUAUAAACGUAUACAAACUUUGAAAAGGCUUCAAAGAAUUUAUCUCAACACUAUCCUUCCUGACAAUUUCCUGACUAAAUUUCUCAACUGUUACAGAUUUUUUUCAUCUACUUCCUGAAUGGUCUACUCUAUACAUAAAAAUGAAUUUAAACCAAAUUUAUGUACAAACGCUCUUCUAAUUUUCCUAAGUGGCAACCUCACAUCGUAAAUAUAGAUUCUGUCAUCAUUUUGGUCCCGCUUCCUAUUGGAUAAAACAGUUAUGUAUACUUAAUGAUUAUCAGUGCUGAGAAAGUGUUUCUUUUCCAUCUUCUUUGUUUCUCCAUCUCAUGUUAGGUGGUGCAGAGAGUUAAAAACUCCUCCUGUGUGUUGAUCUUUGUGUCUGUGUGAAUCUAAUCUCCCAUUAAGCGACCAUACCUCAAAUGGAUUCUUAUGACCUUUGAUGCCAGGUGUGCCAUUCGUUAAGAUGAAAAGUUUCUUUUCUUGAGCAAAGCUUUUCCUUUAGUAUUGACAGCUCUGUUCUACCUGGGAAUUUUGAAUAGUCUUUCCCUGGCUGUAUUAUGUAACACAAGUGUUUUUAAAUGGUAUUCUCACGCAGUAGGCCAGCUCUCCAAACAUUGCUUAGAUGCUCAAAAACGAACAUAUUUUAAGUUUACCAUUAUGAAAUGCCGAUACAACUAACUGUACAUAAGCCAAAUGUUUGUGGACCACUUUAUGUUUUCCUGAGGUUUUCCGCUCCUCUACAUCUUCUUGCAAAUCAUUGAAAGAAACGUUCUAACUCUAAUAGUCACUGAACAUUGGGAAAUAAAGUAGGUAUUUUAGAAACUGGAGCCAUAGAUUUAUUAUAGGUUUGUAGUAAAGAGGAACAAUUUAAUAAUCCAUAGAACAAGUAUCA